AUGUCGCGGCCGCUGUACCGGGGGUUCUCGGGGGGCGGCGGCGGGAAGGACCGCUGCGCCGACGAGGGCCGCCACUACGACCCCAAGCAGCCCGGCGAGAACGGCAUUGGCGCGGCCACCCCCGCGCGGGGGAGGAAGCGGCGCCUCGCGGCCGCGGCGGCGAGGAUCGGGGUCCUCGUGCUCGCCGCGGCGGCGCUCGUGGGGUCGGUGGCGUGGGCCGGGUCGCUCUACGCGGGGCGCGGGGCCGCCGCGGCGAUGGCGGCCGCCUCGGCGCACCGCGGCUACCGGCGGCUGCAGGAGCAGCUGAUCACCGACCUGCUCGACAUCGGCGUGCUCGCCGGCGGCGGGCUCCGCUCGCGGGAGGCGGAGGCGUGCGCGGCCGAGUACGAGAACCACGUGCCCUGCUACUACAACGGCUCGGACGCCGUCGACGUCUCGGAUCUGGGCGGCGGCGUCGUCAUCAGCUACGAGCGCCAGUGCGCGCGGGAGGGCAGGGCCACCUGCCUCGUCGCGCCGCCGCGGGCCUACCGCACCCCCGUGCGCUGGCCCAGCAGCAAGGACUUCAUCUGGAAGGACAACGUGCGGAUUAGCGGCCAUGAAUUCUCCUCGGGGAGCCUCUUCAAGAGGAUGAUGGUGGAAGAGGACCAGAUCUCCUUCCCGUCGGACGCACAUUUGUCUGACGGCGUGGAGGAUUACGCGCAUCGGAUUGCCGAGAUGAUUGGCCUGCGGAACGAGUUCAAUUUCAAUGAGGCCGGGGUGAGGACAGUCCUUGAUAUAGAAUGUGGAUUUGGUACCUUGGGGGCACAUUUAUUUGAGAGAGACCUCUUGACUAUGUGCAUUGCUAACUAUGAGUCAUCGGGCAGUCAAGUGCAAAUCACACUAGAGAGAGGAAUUCCUGCACUGAUUGGUUCAUUUGCAUCAAAGCAGCUUCCAUAUCCCUAUCUUUCAUUUGACAUGGUGCACUGUGCAAGAUGCAAUGUUGAAUGGGACAAAAACGAUGGUGUUUUCUUGGUUGAAGUAGACAGGCUCUUGAGGCCUGGUGGAUACUUUGUUUGGACAACAAGUCUGAAUACACACAGGGCCUUACGUGACAAAGAAAAUCAAAAGAAAUGGGCAACCAUCCGCGCCUUGGCUAAUAACCUCUGUUGGGAGAUGUUGUCACAACAAGAUGAGACAAAUGUGUGGAAAAAGACAAAUAAAAGGGAUUGUUACAGUUCAAGGAAAUCCGAACCUAUGCUUUGUGCUAAAAGUCAUGAUCCCGAAUCACCAUACUACAAACCACUAAAUCCCUGUAUAGCAGGAACAAGAAGUAAGCGUUGGAUCCCCAUUGAACAUCGCACAGCAUGGCCUUCUCAGGCUAGAUUGAACUCAACAGAGCUUGAUAUACAUGGUGUGAAUUCAGAAGACUUUGGUGAGGAUACUUCCACCUGGGACUCCAUGGUGCGAAACUACUGGUCUUUAUUGUCUCCACUUAUAUUUUCUGAUCAUCCAAAGAGACCUGGUGAUGAGGAGCCACAUCCACCAUUUAACAUGCUUAGGAAUGUUCUGGAUAUGAAUGCUCACUUUGGUGGAUUUAAUGCUGCUUUACUCAAGUCUGGAAAAUCUGUAUGGGUGAUGAAUGUUGUUCCUACAAAUGGCCCGAACUAUCUGCCGCUUAUUUUUGACCGUGGAUUUAUUGGGGUUCAACACGACUGGUGUGAAGCAUUUCCAACUUACCCGAGAACAUAUGAUAUGGUACAUGCUGAUGGCUUUCUAUCACUUGAAAAGCGCCAAAAACGUAGAUGUUCUACUCUUGACAUAUUCUUGGAAGUUGAUCGCAUCCUAAGACCAGAGGGCUGGAUUAUAAUACGUGACACAGCCCCUCUUAUUGAAGCUGCAAGAUCUGUUGCUGCUCAGCUCAGAUGGGAUGCCCGUAUAUUGGAUCUUGACAUAGCUAGCGAUGAAAAACUGUUGGUCUGUCAGAAGCCCUUUCUGAAAAAAUAA
Triticum turgidum subsp. durum (durum wheat) is the source of this 1983-nucleotide messenger RNA. The record is from the annotation of a GenBank genome assembly. Lineage: Eukaryota; Viridiplantae; Streptophyta; Magnoliopsida; Poales; Poaceae.